AUGAUGAAGGUGAUUGUACUGAGCGCACUGCUGGCCAUCGUCCUGAUUCAGGCGGUGGAGCCGGCGACCAAAAUCAAGAUUGAGAUGCUAUUCCUGUUCCUUGGCACACUCGUGUAAAGUACGCAAAGAAGUAGAAUGUGGCAGCGACCAGGACACCUGCCAGAGGUCACACAUCCCCAUAACGGCUCCGAGCGGCAAUGGGAGAACAGAGACAACGACUUCGCCAGCACCAGCGAGGGGAUUAUGGUCCUGGAGCGUUUAUGUACCACCCACCGAUGUGAGAACGCCACAGGAGAAGAACGCACCGCAGGGUGACCGUGAGUGCUGCAAGGGGUCGCUGUGCAUAACUGA
Messenger RNA from Staurois parvus, 351 nucleotides. Lineage: Eukaryota; Metazoa; Chordata; Amphibia; Anura; Ranidae. The record is from the annotation of a GenBank genome assembly.